AUGAUUUUAGUUGCUAAUUCAUGUUUAGCAAUACUUUUAUGUUCAAGUAAUUUACUUUGGAUGAACAUAAUAACAUUACACAACGACAUUAAACAAAUCGAAUCUCCAGAUUCGUUAUGUAUUUUUCGUGGUUAUUUAACUUAUGUAACAUUUGCUCUAAAUAAUUAUUCAUUUUUAUCAUCCGCUUUUCAUCGAUAUCUUAGCAUUCUUUAUUCAACAUGUCUAUUUUGGCAAUUCAAGUCAAAUCAAUUUCUCUUUAUCUGUUGCACAUGGAUAUUUGCAAUUUUAUUUCCGAUGGCAUUUAUCUUCACCGGUGAUAUUAUCUAUAACAUUGACAAUCAAAUCUGUCAAGUUAUUCUAAGCUUUUCCUUUCCAAUAAUAUUUCUUUCAAUAUUCGUUUAUUUUAUGCCUGUGUUGUUUACCAUGUUGAUUUAUUGGAAACUAAUUCUUUAUGUUAAAGAAAUGAGUAGACGGGUUAUAUCAACGAAUGUUUUGUUCCGUGCUCAACGUGAAUUGAAAAUGGUUCGUCGUACAGUUAUUCUCCUACUGAUUCUCAUUACAAUUGGUUUUCCCUAUGCAAUUUUCAUUUUUAUGUCAUUUUUUACUUCACCACCAUUAUAUCAUUUUCGAAUUGCGUAUAUAUUUGCUGCAACAUCAGUAACAUGUGUACCCGUUGCUCUAUUCCAAUUCACAGAUCCGUUAAAAGCAUUUGUGAUAUCAAAACUAAACAUCCGACCAAAUGCUAUUGGAUUAACCGCAGCAUAA
Messenger RNA from Adineta ricciae, 765 nucleotides. The record is from the annotation of a GenBank genome assembly. Lineage: Eukaryota; Metazoa; Rotifera; Eurotatoria; Adinetida; Adinetidae.